Rattus norvegicus (Norway rat) is the source of this 8872-nucleotide messenger RNA. It is a transcript of the gene Shank3, whose product is annotated as SH3 and multiple ankyrin repeat domains 3. The record is from RefSeq and is a predicted model, not a curated record. Lineage: Eukaryota; Metazoa; Chordata; Mammalia; Rodentia; Muridae. Gene Ontology annotation, biological process: maintenance of postsynaptic density structure; positive regulation of glutamate receptor signaling pathway; regulation of postsynapse organization. Gene Ontology annotation, molecular function: structural constituent of postsynaptic density; signaling receptor binding; synaptic receptor adaptor activity. Gene Ontology annotation, cellular component: postsynaptic density; plasma membrane bounded cell projection; cytoplasm.
CCCCUAGGGUACCCUAAGUCCCACCACUCAAGUCACACCUUGGGAGGGGCUUGGAGGUCAGAGCUUACUGGGGCUUCACUCCCCAAGCACGGAGGGGCCCACCCAGGCUUGAGGGUAGCAGGGAACGGACGCACAGACGCUGGAGACUUAGCUCUGUCGGUCGGCCUGUGGGUCCUCUUGCCCCGACGCGUCCCCACCCAGCUCCAGAACCCUCCGUCACCCUAGUACGGUGGUCUGCGACGCUCGCCUGCAGCGGAAGCGCGGCGUGCCAUCCCCCCCCCCCGCUGUGUCAGCCACUCCCCCUCGACAGCCAACCCCCCCUCCCCGGCGCGGGCCCCCGGCCCCCGCCCUCUGCACCACACGCCCACGCCGCCCCGACCCCGCGGGGGACCCCAUUUUCCCGGCCGCGGGCUUCCCAUCCCCGCCUCCGGCGCGGCCCCCUCCCCGCCUCCGCUCCGCUCCGGGCUCGGGCCCCCUCCCCCCGCCGCCCCCGCCCCCGGGGAAGGCAGGCGCCGCUCGAAGCCGGGGCCGAUGCAGCUAAACCGUGCCGCCGUCGCCGCCGCCGCUGCGCCUGCGGAGCCCCCGGAGCCGCUGUCCCCCGCGCUGGCCCCGGCCCCGGCCCCCCCCGGCCCCCUCCCGCGUAGCGCGGUCGGCGGGACUCUGGCGGGGGGUCAGGGGGGGCCAGGGCGCCGCGCGGAGUCCCCGUGCGCUCCUCUCUCCGCCGGGAACAGUCAGGGCCCCGGCGCUAGCACCGGGAUGGACGGCCCCGGGGCCAGCGCCGUGGUCGUGCGCGUCGGCAUCCCGGACCUGCAACAAACGAAGUGCCUGCGUCUGGAUCCAACCGCGCCCGUGUGGGCCGCCAAGCAGCGUGUGCUCUGCGCCCUCAACCACAGCCUUCAGGACGCGCUCAACUACGGGCUAUUCCAGCCUCCCUCCCGGGGUCGCGCCGGCAAGUUCCUGGAUGAAGAGCGGCUCUUACAGGACUACCCGCCUAACCUGGACACGCCCCUGCCCUAUCUGGAGUUUCGAUACAAGCGGAGAGUUUAUGCCCAGAACCUCAUAGAUGACAAGCAGUUUGCAAAGCUGCACACAAAGGCAAACCUGAAGAAGUUCAUGGACUAUGUCCAGCUACACAGCACAGACAAGGUGGCCCGCCUGCUGGACAAGGGGCUGGACCCCAAUUUCCAUGACCCUGACUCAGGAGAGUGCCCUCUGAGCCUUGCAGCACAGUUGGACAACGCCACUGACCUCCUGAAGGUUCUUCGCAAUGGCGGUGCUCAUCUGGACUUCCGAACCCGAGAUGGGCUAACCGCUGUCCACUGCGCCACCCGACAGCGGAAUGCGGGAGCAUUGACGACCCUGCUGGACCUGGGGGCUUCACCUGACUACAAGGACAGCCGCGGCCUGACGCCCCUGUACCAUAGUGCCCUAGGGGGCGGGGAUGCCCUCUGCUGUGAGCUGCUUCUCCAUGAUCACGCACAGUUGGGGACCACUGACGAGAAUGGCUGGCAGGAGAUCCAUCAGGCCUGUCGCUUUGGGCAUGUACAGCACUUGGAGCACCUGCUGUUCUAUGGGGCCAACAUGGGUGCCCAGAACGCCUCGGGAAACACAGCCUUGCACAUCUGUGCCCUCUAUAACCAGGAGAGCUGUGCCCGCGUCCUGCUUUUCCGUGGUGCCAACAAGGACGUCCGCAAUUACAACAGCCAGACAGCCUUCCAGGUGGCCAUUAUUGCAGGGAACUUUGAGCUUGCCGAGGUAAUCAAGACCCACAAAGACUCGGAUGUCGUACCAUUCAGGGAAACCCCCAGCUAUGCAAAGCGACGACGUCUGGCUGGCCCGAGUGGCUUGGCAUCCCCUCGGCCCUUACAGCGCUCAGCCAGUGAUAUCAACCUGAAGGGUGACCAGCCCGCAGCUUCUCCCGGGCCCACUCUCCGAAGCCUCCCUCACCAACUGCUGCUCCAGAGGCUUCAGGAGGAGAAAGACCGGGACAGGGAUGGUGAGCAGGAGAACGACAUCAGCGGUCCCUCAGCAGGCAGGGGCGGCCACAGCAAGAUCAGCCCCAGCGGGCCCGGCGGAUCCGGCCCCGCGCCCGGCCCCGGCCCGGCGUCUCCCGCGCCCCCCGCGCCGCCGCCCCGGGGCCCGAAGCGGAAACUUUACAGUGCCGUCCCCGGCCGCAAGUUCAUCGCUGUGAAGGCGCACAGCCCGCAGGGCGAGGGCGAGAUCCCGCUGCACCGCGGCGAGGCCGUGAAGGUGCUCAGCAUUGGGGAGGGCGGUUUCUGGGAGGGAACCGUGAAGGGCCGUACAGGCUGGUUCCCAGCUGACUGUGUGGAGGAAGUGCAGAUGCGACAGUAUGACACACGGCAUGAAACUCGAGAGGACCGGACGAAGCGUCUUUUCCGCCACUACACUGUGGGUUCCUAUGACAGCCUCACUUCACACAGUGAUUAUGUCAUUGAUGAUAAGGUGGCUAUCCUGCAAAAACGGGACCAUGAGGGUUUUGGCUUUGUUCUCCGGGGAGCCAAAGCAGAGACCCCCAUUGAGGAGUUUACACCCACACCUGCCUUCCCUGCGCUCCAGUACCUUGAGUCUGUAGAUGUGGAAGGUGUGGCCUGGAAGGCUGGGCUUCGCACUGGGGACUUCCUCAUUGAGGUAAACGGAGUGAACGUCGUGAAGGUUGGACACAAGCAAGUGGUGGGUCUCAUCCGUCAGGGUGGCAACCGUCUGGUCAUGAAGGUUGUGUCUGUUACCAGGAAGCCAGAGGAGGAUAGUGCUCGGCGCAGAGCCCCACCACCUCCCAAGAGGGCCCCCAGCACCACGCUGACCCUGCGGUCCAAGUCCAUGACGGCUGAGCUCGAGGAACUCGCUUCCAUUCGGAGAAGGAAAGGGGAGAAGUUGGAUGAGAUCCUGGCGGUUGCUGCGGAACCAACGCUGAGGCCAGACAUUGCAGACGCUGAUUCCAGGGCAGCCACUGUCAAGCAGCGGCCCACCAGCCGGAGGAUUACCCCUGCCGAGAUCAGCUCAUUGUUUGAGCGACAGGGCCUCCCGGGCCCAGAGAAGCUGCCGGGCUCUCUGCGGAAGGGGAUUCCACGGACCAAAUCUGUAGGGGAGGAUGAGAAGCUGGCAUCCCUACUGGAAGGGCGUUUCCCACGCAGCACAUCAAUGCAAGACACAGUGCGUGAAGGCCGAGGCAUUCCGCCCCCACCGCAGACCGCCCCGCCACCCCCACCCGCGCCCUACUACUUCGACUCCGGGCCACCCCCCACCUUCUCACCACCGCCACCACCACCGGGCCGGGCCUAUGACACUGUGCGCUCCAGCUUCAAGCCAGGCCUGGAGGCUCGUCUGGGUGCAGGGGCAGCUGGCCUGUAUGAUUCUGGCACACCUCUGGGCCCGCUGCCCUACCCUGAGCGCCAGAAGCGUGCACGCUCCAUGAUCAUAUUGCAGGACUCUGCGCCAGAAGUGGGCGAUGUACCCCGGCCUGCGCCUGCAGCCACACCGCCUGAGCGCCCCAAGCGCCGGCCUCGGCCGUCAGGCCCUGAUAGUCCCUAUGCCAACCUGGGCGCCUUCAGUGCCAGCCUCUUUGCUCCGUCGAAACCGCAGCGCCGCAAGAGUCCGCUGGUGAAGCAGCUUCAGGUGGAGGACGCUCAGGAGCGCGCGGCGUUGGCCGUGGGUAGCCCGGGACCAGUGGGUGGAAGCUUUGCACGAGAACCCUCCCCAACGCACCGCGGGCCCCGACCGGGCGGCCUUGACUACAGCUCUGGAGAAGGCCUGGGGCUCACCUUUGGCGGCCCUAGCCCUGGCCCAGUCAAGGAGCGGCGCCUGGAGGAGCGACGCCGUUCCACUGUGUUCCUGUCUGUGGGUGCCAUCGAGGGCAGCCCUCCCAGCGCGGAUCUGCCAUCCCUACAGCCCUCCCGCUCCAUUGAUGAGCGCCUCCUGGGGACAGGCGCCACCACUGGCCGCGAUUUGCUGCUCCCCUCCCCUGUCUCUGCUCUGAAGCCAUUGGUCGGUGGUCCCAGCCUUGGGCCCUCAGGCUCCACCUUCAUCCAUCCUCUUACUGGCAAACCCUUGGAUCCUAGCUCACCCCUAGCUCUUGCUCUGGCUGCCCGAGAGCGGGCUCUGGCCUCGCAAACACCUUCCCGGUCCCCCACACCCGUGCACAGUCCUGAUGCUGACCGCCCUGGACCCCUCUUUGUGGAUGUGCAAACCCGAGACUCCGAGAGAGGACCCUUGGCCUCCCCAGCCUUCUCCCCUCGGAGUCCAGCCUGGAUUCCAGUGCCUGCUCGCAGAGAGGCAGAGAAGCCCACUCGGGAAGAGCGGAAGUCACCAGAGGACAAGAAAUCCAUGAUCCUCAGCGUCUUGGACACGUCCUUGCAACGGCCAGCUGGUCUCAUUGUUGUGCAUGCCACCAGCAAUGGACAGGAGCCCAACAGGCUGGGGGCUGAAGAGGAGCGCCCGGGUACUCCGGAGCUGGCCCCAACCCCCAUGCAGGCAGCAGCUGUGGCAGAGCCCAUGCCAAGCCCACGAGCCCAGCCCCCUGGCAGCAUCCCAGCAGAUCCCGGGCCAGGCCAAGGCAGCUCAGAGGAGGAGCCAGAGCUGGUAUUCGCUGUGAACCUGCCACCUGCUCAGCUGUCCUCCAGCGAUGAGGAGACCAGAGAGGAGCUGGCCCGCAUUGGGCUAGUGCCACCCCCUGAAGAGUUUGCCAAUGGGAUCCUGCUGGCCACCCCACCCCCAGGACCGGGCCCCCUGCCCACCACGGUACCCAGCCCGGCCUCAGGGAAGCCCAGCAGCGAGCUGCCCCCUGCCCCUGAGUCUGCAGCUGACUCUGGAGUAGAGGAGGCCGACACUCGAAGCUCCAGUGACCCCCACCUGGAGACCACAAGCACCAUUUCCACAGUGUCCAGCAUGUCCACCCUGAGCUCGGAGAGUGGAGAACUCACUGACACCCACACCUCCUUUGCCGAUGGACACACUUUUCUACUCGAGAAGCCACCAGUGCCUCCCAAGCCCAAACUCAAGUCCCCGCUGGGGAAGGGGCCGGUGACCUUCAGGGACCCGCUGCUGAAGCAAUCCUCGGACAGUGAGCUCAUGGCCCAGCAGCACCAUGCCACCUCUACUGGGUUGACUUCUGCUGCGGGGCCUGCCCGCCCUCGCUACCUCUUCCAGAGAAGGUCCAAGCUGUGGGGGGACCCCGUGGAGAGUCGGGGGCUCCCUGGGCCUGAGGAUGACAAACCAACUGUGAUCAGUGAGCUCAGCUCCCGUCUGCAGCAGCUGAAUAAAGACACUCGCUCCUUGGGGGAGGAACCAGUUGGUGGCCUGGGCAGCCUGCUGGACCCUGCUAAGAAGUCGCCCAUUGCAGCAGCUCGCUGCGCGGUGGUCCCGAGUGCCGGCUGUGUAAGUGAGCAUGCUCAUCCCAUGCCUCUUGCAGAUCACACGUUGUGCCUGGCUGCCCCCCUGGCUGUGCUGCAUGGCUACGUGGGGGGGCUUUGGUGCUGACGACAGCUACCGAGGCUAUCCUUGGACGCAGUGAGGGGUAGAGACGGGGAUGAGGGGCUGUAGGAGUAGGCUUCCUUUAGAGCAGCCGCCUGCCUGCCUGCCUCGGGCUGGCCUCCCUCCAGCCAGGCAGGCUGGGGCGGGGCCGGAAGUCCAGGAUCCUGGCAGGUGAGGCCGGGAAGUGAGGUACCAUCUGCCUUGUGUGCCUGCCUACGUGCUACUGCGUUCCUGUCAGUACUGCGGCAUGUCCGCAGCACAUGUAGUCACCGUUGCUGCUGUGGUGUGCCCUCCUGUGCAGGGAAGACUGUCUUUCCUGUUAGCCGUGGGUGUGAGCCCUGCCUGGUGUUUGUCUUCAGUGUUCAUGGACCUGUGCCACUGCCAGCCUUUAACAUGACUCGGCCAUCCCUGAAAUUGGCCUUGGUUGCUCUGGCUCUCUUCAAGCUUGAGAACAGAGUCGUAUGUGGGGAGUGGUGAAGAUAUUGUUCAAAUCCUGUAGUCGGGAGCAUCUGUGGAUGGAACCCACGCCCAGAGGCCGUGUUAGAGGCUGGCAGGGAGGGGCAAGCAGCUUUUGUCCAUGAGAGAGUUUCCUUUGGUGAACUGCCCUUGGGGCCUCCAUGGAGAGCAGUGUGGGGGGACAGUCUUACUCUUUAGAUUCCAGUCAGUUUAAGAACACCUCUCCCUCCGCCCCCCCCCCCCGCCCCCCAGAGCAAGGCGCUGGUCGGUCCUGUCUUAGGAUGGUUGUGUUUUUUUUUUUUUAAAGAAUGACCACAGGAUAUUCCUCCAGCCCUAGUCCUCCUGGCUCUGCUGCCCUCUGUCCAUUCCGACUUUACUUUCCACCCCUCACCUGGCCCUCACCCACUCUCCCUCCGCAGGCUCUUCAGCAGCCUCGGUGAGCUGAGCACCAUCUCAGCGCAGCGCAGCCCCGGGGGCCCGGGCGGAGGGGCCUCCUACUCGGUGCGGCCCAGCGGCCGGUACCCCGUGGCGAGACGAGCCCCGAGCCCAGUGAAACCCGCAUCGCUGGAGCGGGUGGAGGGGCUGGGGGCGGGCGUGGGAGGCGCGGGGCGGCCCUUCGGCCUCACGCCUCCCACCAUCCUCAAGUCGUCCAGCCUCUCCAUCCCGCACGAACCCAAGGAAGUGCGCUUCGUGGUGCGAAGUGUGAGUGCGCGCAGCCGCUCCCCCUCACCAUCUCCGCUGCCCUCGCCUUCUCCUGGCUCUGGCCCCAGUGCCGGCCCGCGUCGGCCAUUUCAACAGAAGCCCCUGCAGCUUUGGAGCAAGUUCGAUGUGGGCGACUGGCUGGAGAGCAUCCACUUAGGCGAGCACCGAGACCGCUUCGAGGACCAUGAGAUCGAAGGCGCACACCUGCCUGCGCUCACCAAGGAAGACUUCGUGGAGCUGGGAGUCACACGCGUUGGCCACCGCAUGAACAUCGAGCGUGCGCUCAGGCAGCUGGAUGGCAGCUGACGCCCCUCUCCCUCUCCUGUUCCUGCUGCGCCCUGCCGGCAGGGCCCCCACCCCUACUCCAGGCCGCAGGCUCGGCUCGCCCCCUACCACGGCGCCCGGGCCAGGAAUGUUGCAUGAAUCGUCCUGUUUGCUGUUGCUUGGAGACUUGCCCUGUACAUUGCUUAGUGCCCUCCCCUGCCGCUGAACCCCACCCAGCACACAGUAAGGGCGCGGACCAGGGGGGCUGGGUGGAAGGGGGUUGGGGCAGGGUGCUCUGGCCUGACCACCUCCUCCACAGCUCCUGGUGGCCAUUCUUCCAGAGGGGGAACCUAGUCCAGCAUGCGAGGUCAGGACACGCCUUGGUGACUCGGGGGGAGGGGGGAGACAUUGGGGUUCUCGAUAGGGGCCAAGGAGCCCCCUGUUUUACAUAUUUUAAUCCACUCUAUAUUUGGAAAGAGAAAAGGAACAAAUAUCUCUGUCCGUAACAGUUCCCGCCCUCUUCCCCUCAAGUCCUCUCGCUGGUCCCGCCACAGCUACCCAGUCUUCCAUCUCCGGCCCCUCACUGCCACCCCAUAUAGGGCAGGGGACACUCCAGCUGGCCUGGGGUUAGCCAGGGUCCUGGCAGCCCACCCUGGGGACCCCGGCUCAGCCCCCUUCCCUCGCUGAGCUAUAGUAUGCCCCACCCACCCUUUAGGUGCUGCUCAGGGGGACGGGUGGCAGGCAUUGCCUGCUGGGCACUAGCAGGGCCAGGUGGCCUGGGAGAUUAUUGCCCUGGGGCUGGGCCCCGGUAACCCAACCCCAGCCAUCAUCUUCACAGGGUCUCUCCCAAAGGAGGGGUCUAACCUUUCCCCACUUCUUGGGCAACUACAGCAGAGAAGCCUCCCUGCCUCGCGCCCCAAAGACUCCCCAAUUCCUGCCCUGUGUGUGUGCACCACAUGUGUGUGUGCACGCCUGCGUGCUUGUGAAAAUUGGGUGUGGCUGAGCGCAUGGGUGCCCUGUAUGUGCUUGAUUGUGGAGUGGUCCCCAGGGGCUGUUCUGGAUGGGUGGGAGGUUGAGGAAGCUUGCACAGGGGUGCAUGCAUGGGUGUGUGCCUGUGAAAGGGCCCUGUCUUCUCCAAAGAAAGGCUGUCCUGCUCUUGGGUCCUGCUGUUUUCUCAGCCUGUUCUCCCUGAACCUCACCCAGCUUAAGCAGGGGUUCUUGGUGAAUCCUUUCAGCUUUGGGAGGCCUCAAGGGCUCCCGUGCAGGCAGCACCCCUUUGGGCUUCUAAGGGAAUUGUGGGGACCACUAAAAUCAGGCCACAACAGCCCUUGGAGAGAGGCAAAGACUCCUGAGGGUACCCUGGCCCCCCUUACUGUGACUCCUCACAACUCAGCAAUGACCUGUGGGGCGGGGGGCCCUGGGGCAUUUUUAAACAUAGGGUUUGGAGUCUGGACUAAGCUCCAUCCACGUCACUCACAAGUUUCUGUUUCUAUUUCUAGCUUUUUUUAAUAAAAUAUAUAUAUAUAUAUAUAAAAAAGACAGAAAACAGGUGUUUUCAUGGCCCAGGGGCUUGGCACGCCGGUCUGUGCCCACCCGCCCCGCCCCACCCUGGCCCACCGGCCCCAUUCCUUAGACACAGAGUCACGCCCACUAACCCUCUUACCAACAGAGCAGGUCACACACACAGCAGCGGUCACUGUAACAGACUGCCACAUACACAGUCUCACAUUUACCUGUGGGUUUUUGGUUCUGUUCAGUUUGGGUUUUUAACUUUACAGGGUCAGUUCCGCUUCAUCCCCCUUUUGUAUGGAGUUCCAUCUCGGGGCUUUCAACCCCCUGCUCCAGUCCUGAGGCCUCCUGACCCUGACGUUGUGAUACACCCCACAGAGAUCUAUGUUUCUUAUAUUAUUAUUAUUAAUAAUAAUUAUUAUAAUAUUAUGUAAUAAAUUUAUAAGAAAUGAAA